GGCAUUCAUUGGGUUUUGUUCCGCACAACUUACCAAAAUGAAGCUGACUCUUUGUCUCAUUUUUGCGGGGUUCUACACACUGGUUGCCGCUUCAGCUGACGAGGAAACGUUAGGGCCUUUUCAUUUUUCCGAGGAGCUGGAUAAGCGAGAAGGCGACCAGGAAGAAUUCGGUGGCUGCAAUGCCAGUGGUAAUAAAGUCAAAAUUACUAAGGACAAUGAGGUCAUUGAGAAAGCUUGUGUCGGAGAAUGGUCGGAAUGGACCCGAUGCCGACCGUGGAGAAAGGUAUCCAAGCGCGCCACCUGUAAGCUCCAGGACAAACAGACGGGGAAAUGCAAGGCUGUUACCGAAGAAGAGCGCCCCUGCAAGCACUAGAUUGUUGGACUUUAUCAUGAAGGACACUGUUACUUGGCUUUCUUAUUCUACCUCAAAACAAUAGAAACAUAGGCAGAAGGCUACGUUAAGCCAAUUCGUGAAUGGAAGAGGACGUAGUUCAGAGGUAGCACUAUAAUAUGAUAUCCUGUCUACUUUUUCAUGAACGUUGAGAAAGAUCGACUCCUCAGAGAAUUCUGCUUAAGACCGUGUACUAAAUAAACUCAAAAUUUACAUAGUUAACAAUUUACAUUCUGCAGUGACUCAAAAGCAUUCCGCGAAGUUACUAUUUAUAGCUCACAAGGUCAUUUGCAUAAGAUAUUGAUGACGUUUUAGUCACGUGACAGUCGGACAUCGACACUUAUUUCUACGCAUUUGAGCUUAUUUCAAAGUCAAUUAUCUUUGACCCUGCAUUGUUUUUAGCAUGAAUGAUACCAUAGAGUCAGAGAGAGAAAUAUUCAGAACAAUUAUGUAGUAUUUCCAACACUCGGACAUGUGCCAGAUUGAAUCUAACUGCCCUAGUUAGAAAGCCUGAAUCCAUUACGAAACCGCAUGUUUGUAAGACAUUGCCUGUAAUUCAGCGAUGGGGAAAUAGAGGGCAGCAGCUGCAGUGACGUCAUCUUUGCGGAAUGCUAUUCUGCUUAAGAACAAGUACUAAAUAAACUCAAAAUUUACAAAGUUAACCAUUUACAUUCUGCAGUGACUCAAUUUCAGUUUGAAAAAA
Molecule: messenger RNA, 1094 nt
Organism: Lineus longissimus
Lineage: Eukaryota; Metazoa; Nemertea; Pilidiophora; Heteronemertea; Lineidae
Exons: 3
Coding region: 38-373 (111 amino acids)
Source: RefSeq, a predicted model, not a curated record